Messenger RNA from Daldinia loculata, 2400 nucleotides. RefSeq lists its product as uncharacterized. NCBI's taxonomy places the organism in Eukaryota, Fungi, Ascomycota, Sordariomycetes, Xylariales, Hypoxylaceae. Gene Ontology annotation, cellular component: cytoplasm. The transcript has 4 exons. Bases 1 to 2400 code for a protein of 799 amino acids. The record is from RefSeq and is a predicted model, not a curated record.
AUGCGCGUUCUUUGGUACGCAGGGACCUCGACGGCCCUGGCGGCCGGCGUCGUUGCCUAUGCAUUUAACCAACGGGCUAACUUCUACUCCGCCAUGGUCUACCUGUCGCAGAAUAAUUUGAGUCUUAUGAUACUCAUAAAUCUUGUCCUACUGGUAUAUGGUUCCUUCGUCUGGGGUCUUCAGCGACUAUGCUACGGCCCCCUCCGGCCGGUCGAGAUCGAGCAGCUCUACGAGAAAGCCUGGUUCGCCGUUACCGAAACCUGCCUUGCUAUGACCAUAUUUCGGGAAGAAGUCGGUGCUUGGUUCCUCGUUAUGUUUACUGCUCUGGUCACCGGCAAAGUUUGGGAAUGGAUAGGCGAAGGCCGUGUCGAAGUUUUGGAACAGCAACCUCCGGUGAACCCGCGCCUUUUCCAUACGAGACUCAGCAUAUCCCUCUUGCUCAGCGUCAUAUAUGAUACCUGGCUAUUUACGUACACUAUAAAUGCCGUCAUUCAACAAGCCCGACCCAACAUGAUGGUCAUGUUCUUAUUCGAGUUCGCCAUAUUAACCGCCUGCUCGUUCCGCACUGGCUUCCGAUAUGUCCUGUCACUGGUUGAGGCCGAUAUAGUGAGGAAGCAGACCAAGCAGAGGUUGGAAGAACGACGUAGACAAAUCCGAGAGCAGCGUGCCGAUAUCAUGAGACGUCGCGAGUCUGGUGAUCCCGCGGAGGCGGAGGCCGCAGAGCAGGAAGAGUUACCUAGCGAAGACGAUAUUGAUGAGACGGAUAUCGAUGUACCGGGAUGGGAGUCCAAGGGGCAAUGGGUUCUAAGCCUUGAUUUGUUAACUGACUUCGUCAAGCUCGGCAUCUAUUCCGCUUUCUUUGCUAUCCUGAUGAUGUUUUACGGUCUACCUAUUCAUAUUAUGCGUGACCUAUUCAUGACAGCUCGCUCAUUUGUGGGGCAGCUCAGACUCCUGAUUAAAUACCGGAAAGCUGUUAAAUAUAUGACCAAGUACCCUGACGCUACCGAAGAAGAGUUAGCGCGCGAGAAUACUUGCAUCAUCUGCAGAGAAGACAUGAGACCGUGGGACCCAUCUGCCGCAGGCGCAGUAGAGCGGUUCCGCCCAAAAAGGCUUCCAUGCGGUCACAUCUUGCACUUUGGAUGUCUUAAGAGCUGGAUGGAGAGACAGCAAGUAUGCCCAACAUGUCGACGCCCAGUUACUAUCGAGGAUGCCGCACCUAAUGACGGCGCAGCUCCUGGUGGCCAGCCUAAUGUUCCAGGUCAACCAGCACCAGGUAAUAGGGGUGCGAAUGCUGGUCAGCCGGCGCAAGCUCGUCCAGGAGGUAAUAUGAGGGUGUUCCAGUUUGGUCCUAUUCGGUUAGGCUUUGCUCAGGGCAACGCCCAGAAUAUCCACGAGAUGGCUCAACGCCUUCGUGUCCCUCUUGAUGGCGCCAACAUUCCUGCAGCACCAACGCCGACCGCUCAAGCCCCCCCUGGCGCUACCCGUCCAAACAAUCCUAAUAGUAUUACGGAAAUACAGGCACAACUUCAUGACAUCUCGAACCGAAUCCAAAUGGAAAUGCAAGCUCUACAGGCGAGCCAAACCGAAUUGCAUACCCUAUAUGCUCUAACAACAGAGUUGAAUCGCCUUCGUCAGGUGCAACAGGAUCCUCAACCCGGACACCCGGGCAUUAGCGUCCAAUUUGCUUCUGAUCAUGCAACUGCACCACAACCCCCUUUUGCUCCUUUUCAACCCAUGUCACAGUUUCCCUCGCUUUCCGGUUUCCCGCCUCGUGUGGCAACCCCGACAAUGACCAGACAUGGAGGCGUAUCUUAUUCGACUGCUAUCCCUGCCGGUAGCUCAGAACUACCUGAAGGUGUUACCAUACCCCCUGGUUGGUCAUUAUUGCCUCUUCAGCGCCUUGAUGGCCAGCCACCACAAGCCCCCCUAGGGGCUCAGCUACCCAGUCAACAAGUUGACGCUAGCGGUCAGCAGUUACAAACAACCGAUACAGCGAAUAUGAAUACUACAACUACUAGCGUCGCCAGCGGUUCCCAGUCAUCAAACCAUAGAAUUGGCGACUCCCUUGCUCGGAUUGUCGAGGCAUCCAACAGGUAUACGACAGAGCAAACUUCCGGGACUACUUCACAGCCGCAGAGAGAACCCCCCGUAGUGGCUGCGCCUACCCCGGUAGUGCCUAACUGGGGCGGUGCGUCGCAGCUGUAUGCUAACGGCGGAGCUGGUGGUUCAGCCUCUACAAACGAGCUUGGAACGAGAGCAGAGGAAGCUUCAACAUCAGAAGGUCCGCGUCGCAAUUCAAGCGACGAGCAAGAAACAUCAACGAGGAGUGAAACGAAAGGAAAGGCGAAAGCGGUUACGGUUGAGGACGCAGACGAUGCGGAGGAUGCAGAAGAUGAGUAA